AUGGUCCGCAAAAGAGCGGCCAAGAACCAGAGGGCGGGCGAAGAGACUGCCGAGCGCCCUGCCGCACCCCCGAGCCCUGUCGAUGGGACUGCAGAGCAGGUGACAGAGGCAGAAGCGCUGGCUGCGGUGGAGGCACGUCGCCAGUCGAUCCUGCAGCACGCCGCCACCGUCACUCCCGCCCUGCUGCUGGCUUGGCUGACAGAGGACCUGGGCAUGCCGCAUGCCGCCGUCAAGGUGCACCGAUCAGCGGUGACGCGGAGGGCGCUGGAGGUCUUGGAGGAGCAGGGCCAGCUUCCCGACGCCGGUGUCGGGCCCGCCGGCGCGCCAGACCUGCCGCCCGACUGCCUGCCCGCCGUGUUUCGCCACCUGGACCACGACACGCUGUUCUGCGCGCUGCAAGCCUGCAAGGCGUGGCGUGCCGUGGGCUCGGCGGCAGAUGCACAGGGCCUGUGGGAGCAGCAGUGCAAGCUGCGAGGCUGGGGCCAGCCGGGUGGGGCGGGCGCGGCCGCAGGGGCGGCCCAGCAGCAGCAGCAGCAGCAGCAGCAGCAGCAAGGACAGCAGCAGCAGCCCGGCAUCGACUGGCGGAAUUGGUACCGCCAGCAGUACCAGCGCAGCUGCUUCGACUGCUUCCAGCCCACCGAGCGCCACACCCUGGGGGCCGGCACGCUGCGGGUGCGCCUGUGCCGCGCCUGCUCCGCCGCCUACGUCACCCCCCGCCCACACCACCGCCUGCUGUCGGCGUCGGCCGCCAAGCGCAAGUGCUGCCUCAGGGAUGCAGACCUGGCCCCACUCCCGCGCUGUGUGGAUCCCAACCCUGUGGACCCCGCCUUCCAGCCCAUGCACCUGUACCGGCGGCUGGAUGCGCGCCGUGCAGCGGUGGAUCGCUGGGGCAGCUGGGAGGCGGCGGAGGCGGAGCACCGGCGGCGCCUCACCCGCUAG
Chlorella variabilis is the source of this 939-nucleotide messenger RNA. RefSeq lists its product as hypothetical. Gene Ontology annotation, cellular component: nucleotide-excision repair factor 1 complex. The record is from RefSeq and is a predicted model, not a curated record. The coding region runs from base 1 to 939 and encodes 312 amino acids. Gene Ontology annotation, biological process: nucleotide-excision repair, DNA damage recognition; nucleotide-excision repair involved in interstrand cross-link repair; base-excision repair. Lineage: Eukaryota; Viridiplantae; Chlorophyta; Trebouxiophyceae; Chlorellales; Chlorellaceae. The transcript has 4 exons. Gene Ontology annotation, molecular function: protein binding; damaged DNA binding.